Zophobas morio is the source of this 1381-nucleotide messenger RNA. RefSeq names its product serine protease easter-like. NCBI's taxonomy places the organism in Eukaryota, Metazoa, Arthropoda, Insecta, Coleoptera, Tenebrionidae. The record is from RefSeq and is a predicted model, not a curated record. Gene Ontology annotation, biological process: proteolysis. Gene Ontology annotation, molecular function: serine-type endopeptidase activity. The transcript has 6 exons. Bases 44 to 1276 code for a protein of 410 amino acids.
GAGGUUAAAAUACAGAUCACGACAAAAAUCAAGGUUAUCGCCGAUGUUCUUACCGCAAACUCACGAACACUUGGAACCAGUAACAGUUACUGCGCUAGUUCGACUGCCACUGACUCUGUAUUCAUCUUUCGUUCUCGACGCAUAUCGUCAGAACAUGUUCCUUCUUGUGUUUUUGUUAUUUGGGAUCGUAGUGGGUGCAACUGGAGUUACUCCUUGUAAAACCCCCGACGGUUUAAACGGAGAUUGCAAGCUCGCUAACGAAUGCGAACCUCUUCUGAAACGACUGUCCCGAAGACCUUUGGCUUCCAGUGAUAUACUUUACCUCAAGAAUUCUACGUGCGGGUUCGUAGGAGCGUCACCUAAAGCAUGUUGUCCCUUUGGCUCGUCCACGAACAACAAAACUGGUCCUAUUGAACCGGAUUCAUUCGAUUUUGCAGCUGCUACUAGCAAUCUCUUACCGACCACAGAUGAAUGCGGACUGUACAACCCUUACAGAACGUUCGGUAGAGAACACCCGGAUCUGUACGAAUUUCCGUGGAUGGUUCUCCUAGAGUAUAACACUUCAGAGUCUCGACGAGGUUUCUACUGCGGCGGUGCUCUAAUCAGUACUAGAUACGUAUUAACAGCUGCAAACUGUAUCGAAGUCGCCAAGAAACGAAAAUGGAGCGUGGUUAGCGUACGACUAGGCGAAUACGACAUCGAUACGGACCCGGAUUGUGUCGACUACGGUUUUGGGGAAGAGUGUGCAGAUAAAUCUAUUGACCGCGAGGUGGAGAAAGUCGUAGUCCACGAAAAUUACAAGCUCCCGGGACACCACGACGACAUAGCUUUAGUGAGACUGAAAAAAGAAGUAGAGUUUUCGGAUUUUGUUCAACCGUUGUGUCUACCGAUGACGACUCAAGAGCUGACCCGAAGCUACGUGGGAAAGAAACUCUUCGUAGCCGGGUGGACCAUUACCGGGAUUAAAGGACCACCUAAAAUUAAACUAAAGGACCAAAUUCUUGUUCGAAAUUCCAGCGAAUGUUCUGUGAAGUUAACUGGGAUUGCGAGGGUCACAGAAAAUCAGUUGUGCGCCAGCGGCGAAGAAGGGCAAAUGUGGUGUAAGGGCAAUGGGGGAAGCGCUUUGAUGGCGAUAGGUACUGACAAAAUAAGGAAAAUCACCAGGUGGUAUGCCAUCGGCGUGUCGUCUUUUGGGAUGGCGGGGUCUUGCACUCUUGAGGUUUAUACAAGGGUUUCAAAGUAUGUUGAGUGGGUAGUAGCGCAUCUGGAGCUCUAAUUUUUAUAAAUUUGAUUGUCUAGAUAAUGAUACAAUGUUCGCUUAUUGUUGUAAAAUGUAUCAGUGAUAAUACAAUAAAGUUUUUUUAACGAUCAGAUUUUCGCA